Molecule: messenger RNA, 1341 nt
Organism: Striga asiatica
Lineage: Eukaryota; Viridiplantae; Streptophyta; Magnoliopsida; Lamiales; Orobanchaceae
Source: the annotation of a GenBank genome assembly
AUGUACGUGAAGAGAAAUUUCGAGGUGAAGGUGACGAAAACCGAGGUUGUGGCGGCGGCCCUACCGAUGCAGGACCACUGGCUGCCGCUCUCCAACCUCGACUUGCUUCUGCCGCCGGUCGACGUCGGGAUUUUCUUCUGCUACGGCGGCGCCGCGGCCGCCGCCGGUGUCCUGAAGAAGGCACUCGCGCAGGCACUCGUCUCGUACUACGCCUUCGGAGGGGAGCUGGUGAAGAACGGCGCCGGCGAGCCGGAGCUGCUGUGCAACAACGGCGGCGUGGAUUUCUCGGAGGCACGAGCUGACGUGGCACUGGAGGAGAUCGAUUUCCACCGGCCGGAUGAGAGCGUCGAUGGCAAGCUGGUGCCGGUGAGGAGGCGCGGGGUUCUCGCCGUUCAGGUCACCCAUCUGAACCGCGGCGGACUUGUGGUGGCGUGCACCUUCGCCCACCAGGUCGCCGACGCCCACUCGACCAACAUGUUCCUCAUCUCCUGGGCUGAGAUGGCGCGCUCGGAGCCACUCUCCCAGCCGCCGUCCUUCCGCCGCUCCCUUCUCCUCCCCCGCCGCCCCGGCCGCUACCACCUCUCCGUCGACCACAUGUACAUCCCGAUCUCCGCCCUUCCUCCGCCGCCGGAAAAUAAACCCCUAAACGACGACGCACAAUCGGCACUCAGCCGCAUAUACUACAUCAGCUCCGAUCGAAUCAACGAGCUCCAAUCCCUAGCCAACAGAAGUCGGACCAAGCUGGAGGCCUUCUGCGCCUUCGUCUGGAAAACAAUCGUCUCCGGCGAAUCCUCCUGCAGCGACGACGGUUUCUGCCGGCUGGGCGUCGUGGUCGACGGCCGUAGCAGAUUGGCCGCCCCCGAUAUCGCCUCCUAUUUCGGGAACGUCCUCUCGAUCCCGUUUGGGGAAAAGCGAAUUAGGGAUCUGAGGCGAAAAUCCCUAAAUUGGGUGGCCGACGAGGUCCACGCGUUCCUGCAGGCGGCCCUGAGCAAGGAGCAUUUUCUGGGGCUAAUCGAUUGGGUGGAGGAGCACAGGCCCGAACCGGGCCUGUCGAGAAUCUACGCGGCACCGGCCACGGCGGAGGAGCCGGCGGUGGUGGUGUCCUCCGGGCAGCAUUUUCCGGUGAGUAAGGUGGAUUUCGGGUGGGGCCCGCCGGCGUUCGGGUCUUACCAUUUCCCCUGGGGAGGAAAAUCGGGCUAUGUGAUGCCAAUGCCGGGCCCGAAAGGGAAUGGAGAUUGGAUUGUUUAUAUGCAUCUGCUUAAGGAGCAAUUGGAUCUGAUUGAAACUAAUGCAGGUCAUGUGUUUGUACCUCUUUCUUCUGAUUAUAUAUUUUCAUGUUGA